UCAAAACCUGUGAAAACAAAAUUAAAUUCUGAAUUAAAGAGUAGAAAUUAAAAGAAAAAAGUAUUCCUCUGUUUCGAAUGAUGCUUCAAAUUGUCAGAGUGAAAUGUAAUGUAGCAUGCAAAAUACAACUGCCUUCAAUGCUGACUUGUUCAGUUGUUUAUAAUGCUGUUUUUAGGUACAGAAUGUGCAGAUUUAUUGCAAAGCGAAUUCAAAGUAUUCCUUAAUGUUCUAAACGUCUCGUCGAUUAACAGAAAAUCAAUCCCAGACUACUGCGCAUUUAAUCUCUGAAGGUAUGACAAAAAAGGUUUAAACUUUGAAGAUUUUCAGAGGUGAAAAAGCGAUGAUUUCAAGAUUGCUCCGAAAAAUUAAUAGUACACAAUGUCUUUGCAUAGAAUAAAAUGACAAAAUGUUUAUUGAAAAUAUUUCACAUGACUUUUAAUGUCGCAUUGUUGCCAAUUGAAAAUGUACAAUAACGAUUUGAGCUCUACCUCAAAAGCCGACCUAACGAAAUUUUCUGUAAACAGACAGAUUUGAUCAAGCUUAUCGUUGUUUUUCUGCUGAAAAUCUUCCAUGUUUCCAACUGUUUUGUGAUACCUUCAAAGAUUAAAUGCGAAUUAACGAGACGUUUAGUACGUUAAGGAAUAGCUUUUACUUUUAAUUGGCAUAGCAAUAAAUCUGCACAUUUUUUACCUAAACAAACCAGCAUUGGAGGUAGUUGUGUUUCACAUGUUAAGUUGUAUUUUACUCUAACAAUCUGUCGAAUCCGAGCCACGAUGUCUAUCAUUGUCUGUUGGAGUGUUCCAAGCUAUUUGAGUUUUAAAAAAAUGGAAACCUUUAUGCAAAACCCGAUUUCAUUGGGCUUGCUACGGUUAUUCCUUUCAAAAGAUGUUUAAUGGCACCUUUCUUCAAAGAUUAAAUGUCGAAAAUCAAUUCGUGUGCAGUGGUGAUCUGUAUACCUGUGGACAAUGGACUAUUUGCUUGUCAAAUUGAGGUCAAUAAGUGAUUGCUUACGAAGAAACAUAUGAAAAAAGUAUCCGUACAUUAGUCCGGUUUCAUUUUACUUGAAAUAUCUACAAAUUUUCUUUGUUUUGCCGUCCGAUUUUCCAACUCAACUGUGAACUACAGGUUGAAAGCAUUGAACUCAUCCACUUUUUUGAAUGUCAAAUAAAAAAAACACCAGCUGUCAAACUUAUACACGAUGCACAUCAAGUCAACGCUACAACUCAAACGAUUAAAAGUGUAAAUAUUUUGAAAAAUUUAAACCCAUUUAAAAAUAAUUUGCUGAAUUUGAAUAGAACGAAUUGAAACGUACACAAUGGAUGGUGUCAAAAAUUGGCUCCGAAUUGGGCAAACAUUUUAGUUUAAAUGAUAUAGCUAAAUUCAUCGUCAAUUUGGCUGAGACACAUACAGAAUUCAAUACACUUAAGAGAGCUCACAUCGAAAAAGGAGCCGAAUUUUCCGAUCCAAUCAUCGAGAAUUUGCUGCAAAUUAUUCAACAGGAAUCAUCGAAGUUUAGAGAUAAAAGAACCCGUUCAAGAUCGAGAGACUCAACCCUUCCCAAAGCAAAGAGAAAAGAAGAAGCCGAUCAAAAGACGGACGCAUAUGCUCUAGAUCAAAGGAACAUCGGCGAGCCACAUCGCGUGACCGAUACAGAGAUCGUCAGCCGAAGCACAAGUCAUGUCACGAUUGUCCGAUUGUUUAGUUUAUAUUUCACAGCAACGGUCUAAGGGUCGUGCUGAUUUGAAUUCAGCAUCACAGUCACACUUGAAUAACGGAAUGCGCGAUAGAAAUUCAAUGGCCGGCACCUCACUAUUACAAUUGGGAUCGGCCAAAGAUGGGGAAGAAGACACGGCACGAAAAUAUUUUACGCGAAUCUGCGGAGCGAUGCGAAAUCAAACGAAUGACUUCGUCUGGUGUAAUCGAUCGCAUAGAACCAUAUGGUAUCGAUGAGGAAACCGGGCUACUACCAAAAGAUAAAGACGAUAAAGACGAUCUUUUUGAAAUGGUCCAAGAUUUUCUACGUGAACGGGAUUUCGGUGCAUCGCAUGAUCUAUUGCCCGUUUCAAUUGAUAAAAAUCCAGAUGGUUCACUUGCUCAAGCUGAUAUGAUGCCUGUGCUGGCCAAAGAACAGGAGCAACAACAAAUUUUACAGCGUAAACAAGAUCUGAAUAGCAUUCCGACGAGUUUGAAUAAAAACGGGAUCGAUCCAUUGCCAGAAGAUGGCACUCGAGAACCAGCAGCUAAUGUGAUUAGCGGCAAAAAGUCUUCAUUCCAUAAGAAAACUAAACCCACACUCAUUGAACAGAGACAAUCGCCUCCAAUUUGUCAGGUUGAUCAAGAGACGCGUGCCGAUUUGAACCCAUCAUCACAUUCGCAUUUGAAUGACGAAAUGCGCAAUGGAAAUCCAGACACUCCAAUGGCCGGCACCUCACUAAUGCAUUUGAAAUCGACCAAAGAUGCCGAAGAAGACACCGCACGCAAAAAUGUUAGACAAAUCUCAAGUCCGGAGCGAUGGGAAAUCAGACAAAUGAUUUCGUCUGGUGUAAUCGAUCGCACAGAACUACCUGAUUUCGAUGAGGAAACCGGUCUACUACCAAAAGAUGAAGAGGAUGAAGCCGGGGACGAUAUCAGUGCACAACUAUCAAAAAACAAUAUUAAUGUUUAUUCGAAUCCGGGAGAUUGUUCCAAUUUUCUGAAACGAAUUUCAAACAUCGAUUUCGAUGAUUGGGACAGUUUGAGCAAUUCUUCGAAUUCGGAUGCAAAUGCCGAAAACAAAUGAUUUGCCAAGGUUGGCAAACACUUUGUAAAAAUUAGUAGAGAAUAGAGGAACCAGCACCAAAAAUUGACCAAACGCCGUACGUUUAGCAUAUAAUACAGUCAACAAAAUACAAACAAGUAGAAUUUAUUCGGCUUUUUCAUAGAUAUUUUCUAUUUUUUUUUCACGGACACAUGCAAUGGACAAACUAAUAAGCCAAUAAUAAAAAUGUUUGUCAUUUCAUCUAAAAA
Sitodiplosis mosellana (orange wheat blossom midge) is the source of this 3006-nucleotide messenger RNA. Its product is annotated as ATP-dependent RNA helicase DHX8-like. Bases 1835 to 2779 code for a protein of 314 amino acids. Lineage: Eukaryota; Metazoa; Arthropoda; Insecta; Diptera; Cecidomyiidae. The record is from RefSeq and is a predicted model, not a curated record. The transcript has 3 exons.